Molecule: messenger RNA, 3020 nt
Organism: Gymnogyps californianus (California condor)
Lineage: Eukaryota; Metazoa; Chordata; Aves; Accipitriformes; Cathartidae
Gene: AXIN1
Product: axin 1
Exons: 10
Coding region: 154-2679 (841 amino acids)
Biological process (GO): negative regulation of canonical Wnt signaling pathway
Source: RefSeq, a predicted model, not a curated record
CGCUGCUGAGCCGCAUGGGCCGGGCCCCGCGCCGCCGCCGCCGCUGCUGCUCCGUGCGGCCAAACAAACUUGUUCACCUUGGAGCUACAAAUAUCAGUGAUUUGAGAUUUGAGCUCAUACCCCACUGUUCCUGCGCAAGCAAGGACCAGAAAAAUGAAUAUCCAGGGGAAAGGCUUCCCCUUGGACCUCGGAGGAAGCUUCACUGAAGAUGCUCCGAGGCCACCGGUUCCUGGUGAGGAGGGGGAACUCGUGUCCACGGAUCCAAGGCCAGUUAGCCACGGUUUCUACUCCGGUAAAAGCGAUGUGGUUAGAAAUGAGACGUCCACAGCAACACCAAGGCGCUCUGAUUUGGAUUUGGGGUACGAGCCUGAGGGGAGUGCUUCGCCAACUCCACCCUACCUGAAGUGGGCCGAGUCGCUGCACUCCUUGCUGGAUGAUCAAGACGGUAUCAACCUCUUCAGGACUUUCCUGAAACAGGAGGACUGCGCGGAUCUGCUGGACUUCUGGUUUGCCUGCAGUGGCUUCAGGAAGCUGGAGCCGUGCGCGUCUAACGAGGAAAAAAGACUCAAGCUGGCAAAAGCCAUUUACAAAAAAUACAUCCUCGACAACAACGGCAUUGUGUCCCGGCAGAUCAAACCGGCCACAAAAAGCUUCAUCAAAGACUGCGUCAUGAAACUGCAGAUUGACCCCGACAUGUUUGACCAGGCCCAAACGGAGAUUCAGUGCAUGAUAGAAGACAAUACCUACCCUUUGUUCCUUAAGUCGGAUAUUUAUUUGGAAUACACGAGGACAGGUGGGGAAAGUCCAAAAAUUUAUAGCGAUCCAAGCUCAGGGUCUGGGACAGGUAAAGGGCUACCCGGUUAUCUGCCAACUCUGAAUGAGGACGAGGAGUGGAAGUGUGACCAAGAGGCUGAGCCCGAGGCCAGCAGGGACUCGGCACCUUCCAGCAGGCUCACGCAGAAGCUGCUUCUGGAGACGGCCACCCAGCGCGCCGCCUCGGCUCGGCGCUACAGCGAGGGCAGGGAGUUCAGGCAUGGGUCGUGGAGAGAGCCUGUUAACCCUUACUAUGUCAACACAGGCUACGCUUUGGCACCAGCAACCAGUGCCAACGACAGCGAGCAGCAGAGUAUGUCCAGUGAUGCCGAUACGAUGUCGCUGACAGACAGCAGCGUAGAUGGGAUCCCACCGUACAGACUCCGCAAGCAGCAUCGCAGAGAGAUGCAAGAAAGUGCCAAAGCAAAUGGACGUGUGCCACUACCUCACAUUCCUCGUACAUACCGAAUGCCAAAGGAUAUCCACGUUGAACCAGAGAAGUUUGCUGCAGAACUGAUCAAUCGUUUGGAGGAAGUACAAAAGGAACGUGAAGCGGAGGAGAAAUUAGAGGAGCGCCUUAAACGCGUUCGAGCGGAAGAAGAAGGUGAGGAUGCAGAUAUCUCUUCUGGUCCCUCGGUCAUUAGCCACAAGAUGCCUUCCGCCCAAGCCUUUCAUCACUUUGCUCCUCGUUACUCUGAAAUGGGCUGCGCUGGGAUGCAGAUGAGAGAUGCCCAUGAAGAAAACCCAGAAAGCAUCCUCGAUGAACAUGUACAGCGUGUGAUGAAAACACCAGGCUGCCAGUCUCCAGGACCUGGCCGCCACUCUCCUAAGCCACGGUCCCCAGAAAGCGGCCACUUAGGAAAGCUGUCAGGGACACUAGGAACAAUUCCUCCAGGGCAUGGCAAGCACGCAACAAAAUCAGGAAUGAAACUGGAUGCAGCUAACUUAUACCACCAUAAACACAUCUACCACCACAUCCAUCACCACAGCGUGAUGAAACCAAAAGAGCAGAUCGAGGCCGAGGCCACGCAGCGAGUGCAGAACAGCUUUGCUUGGAAUGUAGAUUCACAUAACUAUGCAACAAAGUCACGAAACUACACUGAAAACUUGGGCAUGGCCCCUGUCCCCAUGGACUCUUUAGGCUACAGUGGGAAAGCAAGUCUGCUCUCAAAAAGAAAUGUUAAGAAGACCGAUUCAGGGAAAAGUGAUGGUGCCAACUAUGAGAUGCCAGGAUCUCCUGAAGACGUGGAGAGAAACCAGAAGAUCCUUCAGUGGAUCAUAGAAGGAGAGAAGGAGAUCAGCAGGCAUAAGAAAACAAACCAUGGCUCUUCAGGUGCUAAGAAGCAGCUGUCCCAUGAUAUGGUCCGACCCCUCUCCAUUGAGCGACCUGUUGCGGUGCAUCCGUGGGUCAGUGCCCAGCUCCGAAACGUCGUCCAGCCUUCUCACCCCUUCAUCCAAGAUCCUACCAUGCCGCCCAAUCCAGCCCCCAACCCUCUCACCCAGCUGGAAGAAGCUCGCAGGAGGUUGGAGGAGGAGGAAAAAAGGGCUGGAAAACUCCCCCUUAAACAAAGGUUGAAGCCCCAGAAGAGACCAGGCAGCGGCACGUCGCAGCCGUGUGAGAACAUCGUGGUUGCUUAUUACUUCUGCGGAGAGCCGAUCCCUUACCGCACCCUCGUCAAAGGGCGUGUGGUAACGCUGGGACAGUUCAAGGAGCUGCUGACCAAGAAAGGGAACUACAGGUAUUACUUUAAGAAAGUGAGUGACGAGUUUGACUGUGGUGUGGUCUUCGAGGAGGUGCGGGAGGAUGACACCAUCCUGCCCAUCUUCGAAGAAAAGAUCAUCGGGAAGGUGGAAAAGAUCGACUAAGCUCCAGGGCCGCCGAGGCGUGAGGACAGGACUGUGAAAGACUCUGGGACCGGAGGAGAGGGCCUGGGGCGGACGCUGGCAGUGCUACUGCCACGGGCGCCGGGCGAGCCCAGGGCGGAGGAUGGGAGCCUGCUCCGGCACGGACCUGGGCAAGCUCCGGGUUGCUGGUGAAUGUCGUUUCACCUCACGAACCUGCCAGUGGGAGCCUGGGCUCCCUCUCCAUACCGAAUAUAAGUGUAAUGUAGCAUUGUACAGUGCAUUAGAAAGUGUAAUAUGACCUUGUUUACUAAAGCUGCAUAUUUUUGAUAUAUUGUAAUAAAAGGAAAAUAUUUCCAAUGUCA